Colias croceus (clouded yellow) is the source of this 3309-nucleotide messenger RNA. RefSeq names its product zinc finger protein Gfi-1b (gene sens-2). The transcript has 6 exons. Lineage: Eukaryota; Metazoa; Arthropoda; Insecta; Lepidoptera; Pieridae. Gene Ontology annotation, biological process: regulation of transcription by RNA polymerase II. Gene Ontology annotation, molecular function: RNA polymerase II cis-regulatory region sequence-specific DNA binding; DNA-binding transcription factor activity. The coding region runs from base 37 to 1452 and encodes 471 amino acids. The record is from RefSeq and is a predicted model, not a curated record.
GGCGGUUAUGUUUUGACGUUUUGAUUUUUUUUUCGAAUGACAAUGGAAAUUAGUGCUAUGGCACCGAUGCCUUUGGACUUCUCUAUGGUGAGAAAUGUUUCGCCUGGCUUGCGGGAGGAAUCGCCGAAACCGAUCUCUAACAGUGCGUUUCGUGUCGUCACUCCGAAGGGAUUAUCAGCUAGUGAAGCCCUUCGGAAUGGUCUGUGCCAAUCGCUAUGGGGCGCAUCCAGCGCUCGACCCGAGAUGAGGUUGACCCCGCCACCUGUGAACAAUGAUGUUUAUCCUAACAGAGAUGAAAUCAAAUUCGGCAUCAACCGUCUGGUCGGUGAAAGAACAGACGAAGAAGACAGCGAAUCACACAACAACGAAACCAGAACAGAAGACAUCUCCCCCACUUCCCAAUGCGGGAGCCCUUGCUGGGCACCGUCCCCACAAUCCCCUAGAUCUGUCCGAUCAACGUCACCAGAACUAGAGGUGGACUCUCCCCCAUCAUCACCGCGACGACCGCCAGACUCCUCCCCACCGCUCAAACGGUCUGAAGCAUUUUCUGUCAGCGCUCUCCUAAGGCCAGACGCGCCAAGAACACAACCACACAGACCGUUCUUAUACCCACCAUUGCCUUUCGCGGAGUUUUUGCGAGAUGCAGGCAGUCUGGGUCUGCCAGGAUGGGGGGGUUAUAGCAAUCUUUACUUGCACGCUGUGCAAGCGGCUGGGCCGGAAUUGUUACGGCUUCGAGCAGCUGUUUUAGGGAAUCCCAGUCCUCUUUCCCGGCCGUUGCCUAUUGGAGAUGUGUAUUCUUGUGUUAAGUGUGAAAAGAUGUUCAGUACUCCGCAUGGGUUGGAGGUUCACGCGAGGAGAUCGCAUAAUGGGAAGCGGCCGUUUGCUUGCGAACUCUGUAGCAAGACUUUUGGACAUGAAAUUAGCCUUAGUCAACAUAGGGCUGUGCACAGCGUGGAGAAAGUGUUCGAAUGCAAGCAGUGCGGGAAGACGUUCAAGCGGUCGAGCACCCUAUCUACCCACCUCCUCAUCCACUCUGACACCAGGCCCUACCCCUGUCAAUACUGCGGCAAGAGGUUCCACCAGAAAUCAGAUAUGAAGAAGCAUACUUAUAUACAUACUGGUGAAAAGCCGCACAAGUGCCAAGUGUGUGGCAAGGCCUUCAGCCAGUCUUCGAACCUGAUCACACACUCCCGCAAGCACACAGGCUUCAAGCCUUUCGCCUGUGAGCUGUGUGGGCGCGCCUUUCAGCGUAAAGUGGACUUGCGCAGGCACAGAGAGACGCAACACGCUGAUCUGCGUAAUGCGCAGCAUAUGCCGACGCAUACUGAUGUCCAUGCUAUGCACCCGGAUAUGCACGUGCCGGAUCAUAGGAUAGAUAUGCGUCCGCACCCAGAGCUGCGGCAGGACUACCGAAUCACACCGGUGCCGCCUUUGCAGCCACUACCCUCUUGAAGCACGACAGCCUUCGCGCCCUGGCGCUGAGGCUCUAGCUAAUUGCUUACCAAAGACGUUUGUGAUCAGGUGUUAUACAAUAGAUGAAAAUUUUGCAGGAAUUUUUCUUGGAAAAAUUUAGGGAAAAAAUUAUUUAAGACAAUGGUAACCAAAGAAUGCAUAAUAUGUAACAUACUUAAAUCGUUUUGCCGUUAUUCAUCCAAAGAGGUUAAAAAUAUAGAAUAAUUAAUAGAGUAGGUAGUUAGGUUCCAUACGCUCAUUGAUAUAUUUAAUUUAUAAUUUACAAUUCUUUAUUUCGUUGAUUUUAUGACAUUCUUUUUAAAUUUUGUGUAUAAAAGAUUUUAUAUCAAGCACCUUCAGCUAUUGUAUAACAUCACUGUUUAAUAAUUAAUGUAUCUAAAUUAGUAAUUACCAUGAUAAAAUCACUCUAUCUUACUCUAACACACAAAUAUGGUAUAGAAAGAGUGAGAUAACAUGAUUUAUCGUUCUUCAAUUUAUAUAAAGCAUAAUUAUAUUAAAGAUAAAAUGGCCUAAGAGGUAUGUUACCAAUGAAUAAGUAAAAACAUUCGUAAGGCAUGUACGCAUUCGUAAGGAGUUUUUGAUCUCAGGCUAAGAAAAAUGUAUGAAUAAUUUUCCAUUUAGAUUUUUAUUAUGUCCUAAUAUUAGGUCAUAGGUUUUCGAUUUAACGAUAACUGUACUUUACUUUCAUUCCUCUUUCGAUAUAAUCACAUUUUAAUACCUACGUUUAUUUUAGAAUUUAAAAAAUAAAAUAAUAAAAUAAUGCAUACUUAUCUGUUUAGUAGAGUAUCAUUUAAUGUUUUUCGUUUUUCUUUAAGAAUACUAAAUAAUUAUUAUUAUUUUAGUAAUUUUUAAAUGUUUAUUGGACUGUUGGAUCCAUUCCACAUUAUAUUCCAUACUUUCCAUUCCAAUAAAAUAUAAUACGGUUAGAAUUGUAUUAUAACAUUUUUUGUAUUUACAGGGAAAAUAUGUUUAUCAUUAUUUUUUGCAUUAAUAUCAAUAUGUAAUCCCUUUUAUUAAGCGGUUUAUAUGCUGUAAGAAAAUAUUCCAUUUAUUUUGCAUUCCAAAGAAACAACACAAAAAGACAUUAGCCAUAAAAAUACCAAAGAUUAACAAAAUUUUUGUUUAAAAAUAUUUUAUUAAUUCAUUCAUAGAGAUUUUCUUUUUAAAAUAUAGUUUAUGCCUAGGCGCUUUUACCUAUCCUGUUUUACCUAUCAAUUGUAUCCAAAGCCUAUAAAAAGUUAUUAGUUUUUGACAAAUAUAAAAUUUUAUUUUAAAUCUACAUUCAUGUUAUGUUUUUUUGUAUAUAUUAGAGUUAGGCCAAUGCUACACGUUACGUCUGGCUUGUCAAGCAAAUUUGAACAACCAUAAUUUUAAAACAUUACCGAACUCUACAAAGACAUUUGUUAAACUUAACAAUUAACUGUAUAAGUGUAUCAUCUAUGUAUACGUUAAAUAAUAUAAAUGUACAUAGAUUUUAAUGUAAUAUACCGAAAUUAUAUCGAAUAUUGCUAGGAAAAUUGUUAUCUUUGGACUAAUUUUACACUGUGAAAUACAUUAAACCAAUCAUCCAGUUUUAACAUUAAGGUAUUGAAAUUAAGAAUAAAAUAUUCCUAGUACGUUUUUGUACAACUCUGUUCUUAUAUAAAACUAUUGUGUCCCACAAUUCACAAAUAAAAAAUUUUGCUUUUAAGACUCCCAUCAAAGACGAUUUUUCAUGAAAAUCAAUUCUUUAUUGUCUUCAAACAUUGUAUCUAAAUUAAAUUUUAUUCCAAUAAUUAAUUAGUGUAAAUAAAAUACUAUUAAAAUAAAACACAAAAUAAAAAUGUUUCCAUCAUG